Molossus molossus (Pallas's mastiff bat) is the source of this 2129-nucleotide messenger RNA. RefSeq names its product TRAF3 interacting protein 1 (gene IFT54). The record is from RefSeq and is a predicted model, not a curated record. NCBI's taxonomy places the organism in Eukaryota, Metazoa, Chordata, Mammalia, Chiroptera, Molossidae. The coding region runs from base 1 to 2085 and encodes 694 amino acids. Gene Ontology annotation, molecular function: microtubule binding. The transcript has 16 exons. Gene Ontology annotation, cellular component: axoneme; ciliary basal body; intraciliary transport particle B. Gene Ontology annotation, biological process: intraciliary transport; cilium assembly; regulation of microtubule cytoskeleton organization.
AUGAACGCGGCGGUGGUGAAGCGGACGCAGGAGGCCUUGGGGAGGGUGAUUCGGAAGCCGCCGCUGACGGAGAAGCUGCUGAGCAAGCCCCCGUUCCGCUACCUGCACGACAUCAUCACGGAGGUGGGCUCCGGGCCGGGCGAGAGGCUCUGCACAGUGGUCACCACAUGUUGGAUGUGUAAUGAGUACUGGUGGGUGCAUUUGCUGAAGGAGGUGGUAGGGGACCUGAGAGGGGAAGCUGUAAAAGAGCAGGUGAUUCGGGUGACUGGCUUCAUGAAGGGCCUGUACACGGACGCCGAGAUGAAGUCAGAGAAUGUGAAGGAUAAAGAUGGAAAAAUUAGCUUCCUGCAGAAGGCCAUAGACGUGGUGGUGCUGGUCUCAGGAGAGCCAGUGUCGGCGAAGCCGGCCCGGAUCGUGGCCGGGCACGAGCCCGAGAGGACCAACGAGCUGCUGCAGAGGAUCGGGAAGUGCUGCCUCAGCAAGCUGUCCAGUGAGGACGCCGUGAAGAGAGUGUUGGCUGGAGAGAAGGGGGACGUGAAGGGCAGGGCCUCCCUGACGUCGAGGCCUCAGGACGCGGACAGCCGGCAUGCGAGAGAGGAGGAGCCCAGGGCGCCCAGGGAGAAAGAGGGUAGAAGUAAUUCCGAAAUAAACGAGGGAAGUACAAGCAGAGAUCGGAAACAGAAAGAAGACUUGAAGGAAGAGAGUAAAUCAAGAGAGAGGGGCGGGGACAAGGAGAAGACCCGAGAGAAUGACCGCGACCGACAGAAAGACCCCGAGAGAGACAAGUUCCGCGAUGAGGAGAGAGAGAGGCUCAGAGCCAGGGCCAGGCCUGACAGGGACAGGGACAGGGCCAACAGGGACCGGGACCGGGACAGGGCCAACAGGGACCGGGACCGGGAUUUGGACCGCGUACGCGAGAGGAAGAACGCGGCGGGGAAAGAACAGGAGCGGUGGAAAGACAGGGAGAAGGAGCGCGAGCGGGACAAGGGCAGGGACAGGGACAGGGACAGGGACAGGCGGAGGGCGAGGGACGGGGAGCAAGCCCGGGACCCCAGCAAGGCGAAGAGCCGAGAACAUGAGAAAGCAGAGAAGAAGUCAUCAAGCUCCGGAGAGGUGUCUAAGAAGUUGCCAGAUGGGCCUUUCCAAGACUCCAAAGCCGAAGCAGAGACUGAGAUUUCCACUAGGGCGUCCAGGCCAAUGGCAACAAAGACAUCAAAAGAGCGACCCAAAGUCGGCGUGGAAGGUGACUCCCCUCGCGACGCAGACUGCUGGUUGGGCGCCGUCCCUUCAGAAGAAGUGGGACCCGUCAUCCAGGACAAGCCGGAGGUGUCCGCGAACUCUGAGGGCCCCGCGGAGCUCCCGGCCGGCAUGAGAAGAAUUCCUCGGCCUGGCAGUGCCAGGCCAGCGCCUCCCCGGGUGAGCCGGCAGGACAGCGCGGAGGUGUUCCCAGCGGACAGGACAGGGAGCGGCCAAGCCGUCUCCAAUGUGAUUGUCGACGUGCAGAACUCUGACAACGAAGAGGACGACCAGUUCGUGGUGGAGGCCGCCCCCCAGCAGCCUGAGCUGUCAGAGCGCGACGUGGUGCAGGCAGUCGGAUUGGAAGAAGACGAGAAGCACGGAGGGCUCGUCAAGAAGAUCUUGGAGACCAAGAAAGACUAUGAGAGAUUGCGGCUGUCGCCCAAGCCUGGGGAGAAGGAGAAGUCGCUUGUCUUGGAGUCAGCGUGGAAGAAGGAGAAGGAUGUCGUUUCCAAGGAGAUAGAGAAGCUCCGCGUGUCCAUCCAGACCCUGUGCAAGAGCGCGCUGCCCCUGGGCAAGAUCAUGGACUACCUCCAGGAGGACGCGGACGCCAUGCAGAACGAGCUGCAGCUGUGGCACCGCGAGAACCUGCAGCACGCGGAGGCGCUGCGGCAGGAGCAGAGCAUCACAGACGGCACCGUGGAGCCCCUGAAGGCCGAGCUGCUGGAGCUGGAGCAGCUGAUCCGAGACCAGCAGGACAAGAUCUGCGCUGUGAAGGCCGACAUCCUGAAGAAUGAGGAGCGGAUCCAGAAGAUGGUGCGCAGCAUCAGCACGAGCUCGCGGAGGUGAGCUCCCCCGCGGCUCCGAGCUCGCGGCCGCCUCAGCCCGAAUAA